UGUUUUCCAUUCCAAUGUUAACCCUCUCAGCUUGUCCGCUUCGUCUUCCUAGAAACGGUGGCCGGUAUCCCCGGCGCCGUCGCGGGCGGCCUCCGUCACCUGCACUCGAUCCGCCGCUUCAAACUCGACCAGGGCUGGAUUAAGACGCUGCUGGAGGAGUCGUACAACGAGCGCAUGCACUUGAUGACCUUUAUAGCCAUGUACCGGCCGGGGAGAUUGAUGCGGUUCAUGGUGUUUGCGGCGCAGGGCAUCUUCUACAACACCAUGUUUAUCGGGUACCUGAUCUCGCCGAGCUUCUGUCACCGGCUCGUAGGGUACCUCGAGGAUGAAGCGGUGGCGACGUACACGAAGUGCCUCACCGAGAUGGACAAGGGGUGGCUGCCGCAGUGGACGGAUCCGGAUUUCAAGAUCCCGGAUAUCGCUAUCAAGUACUGGAAGAUGCCCGAGGGGAGGCGGACCAUGAGGGAUCUGAUCCUGUACAUCCGGGCCGAUGAAGCAUCUCAUCGCGGUGUGAACCACACUCUGGGCAACCUCGACCAGACCUCGGACCCCAAUCCGUUCAUGGAGAGCGACUCCGGGGUCAACCACAUGCACUUGGCUGCGGCCAAGCCCGCAGGGUUAGAGCGGAAGGAAGUUCUCGAGAAAUACGCAAGCGGAGUUGGAACUAGGACAUGAGGAAAAGAAGCAUGAGUUAUGGAGGAAGAUGCCGUUAGCGUCCAGGAAGCAGCUUACUGUGUAUGUAUGUACAUACAUACCUUACGCGUCCACAGAGAUUAGCAUUUCAUGUUUUAUUUCCAACCAGCCAGUAUUACAGAUUAUACCACGAAGAGUUAAAA
Molecule: messenger RNA, 836 nt
Organism: Chaetomium fimeti
Lineage: Eukaryota; Fungi; Ascomycota; Sordariomycetes; Sordariales; Chaetomiaceae
Product: alternative oxidase-domain-containing protein
Exons: 2
Coding region: 175-675 (166 amino acids)
Biological process (GO): alternative respiration
Cellular component (GO): mitochondrion
Molecular function (GO): alternative oxidase activity
Source: RefSeq, a predicted model, not a curated record